UUAAGCACCACCUCACCUCAUUACCCGCGCUUUCCGCCCGGCAAUUACACCAAGAAAAGGAGCAAAAGGAAAAAAAAAGUCUCUUUAUCGGAGGCGUAACAUCUACUUCUGCUGCUGCUGCAUCCAAGGUGUUUGGUGCCAGUGCUCGAGGACUGGAGAUGGAGACCCAGGAGGCGAAGAGAGCAGAUGUGGCGGCGGCGCCGGCGACGGCGACCGGCGGUGAGGCCGUCAAACCGGCCGCCGGCGAUGCUGGCGCAGUAACCAAGACGAAUGCAGCAGAUGGACCUUCAGCACCAGCAGGCAAAGCUGCAACUCCAACGGGUUCGGUUGACAGAGACGCCAUACUCGCAAACGUGGAGCUGGAGAGGAAACUGUCAAUGAUCAAGGCGUGGGAGGAGAGCGAGAAGAGCAAAGCGGAGAACAAGGCUCAGAAGAAGAUGUCAUCCAUACUCUCAUGGGAGAACACGAGGAAGGCAGCUAUAGAAGCAAAACUGCGAACACAAGAGGAGAAGCUGGAGAGGAAGAAGGCGGAGUACGCGGAGAAGAUGAGGAACCAGGUAGCGGCGAUCCACAAGGCGGCGGAGGAGAAGAGGGCGACGGUGGAGGCGACGCGGCACGAGGAGAUAAUCAAGUAUGAGGAGAUGGCCGCCAAGCACAGGUCCAAGGGGACUACACCCACCAAAUUCCUCUCUUGUUUCGGCUCCUAGAACCACAAAAAACGCUCCUGCAGUGCAGUCUCCUGUCCUGUGUGCUGAUGCUUCUGUGUGUUGAUAUGGUGAUCAGUUUGCAGUUUUGGGCUUGUUUCUCUUCUUUAAUCUUCUGUGUUGAAGUUCCGGAUUUCAUGGCUCUGUCAUGCUGCUGCUGUGUUUUCCUUUUCGCUGAAGAUGUGAUCAUCAUGUUUGGUGAGUGUAAGCAUACUCAAAACACUUGUAAACAGUCAGUCACAUGUAAACAUACCACCUUUUUUGUGAAUUUUGCGCUUCCAGAGAUUAAGAAAAAAAGCGUGCCAAUUUGUUUUGUU
Messenger RNA from Oryza sativa Japonica Group (Japanese rice), 1021 nucleotides. RefSeq names its product remorin. NCBI's taxonomy places the organism in Eukaryota, Viridiplantae, Streptophyta, Magnoliopsida, Poales, Poaceae. The record is from RefSeq and is a predicted model, not a curated record.